GUGUGUGUGCGUAUAACCUUAAUAAAAUCGCAUAAUGUCGAAUGGGUCGUAUACGGUCGUAUGACUCGUGAAUAGUAAAGUGUACAUAGUAUAGUUUUAAGUUUCAAGUUUGAAAUUCACUAAUUAUCAAUCGCCGACGAUAUGGCGAUCCUACAAAUUCUAGUUCGGCCGGAAAUCUCGAGAUUUUUUGGAGCCAGAUGCUUGAGCAAUAAACCAAAAUUCGGCCUCCUCUUCGACAUUGAUGGUGUGAUAGUUCGAGGAAAAAGUGUCUUACCACCCGUCAAGGAAUCCUUCAGUCGCCUCAAAGGUCCGGACGGAAAAUUUCGAGUGCCCACAGUAUUCGUAACAAAUAGUGGAAAUGCCUUACGAAGUGAAAAAGCGGAAGAUUUAACAAAAUGGACAGGAAUCGAAGUCUCGGAGGAUCAAGUAGUCAUGGCCCAUUCCCCCCUUAAAAUGUUUAGUCAAUUUCAUGACAAACAAGUCCUCGUAUCUGGUCAAGGAAGGGUUCAAGAAAUAGCUCAAGAGUUGGGUUUCAAGAAAACCGUAACGAUAGAAGAUUUAGUCAAGAAUUUUCCGAACUUGGAUUACGUUAAUAAAGACAGAAGAGUCUCGACAAGUGGUCCGGUCGAUCCGAAUUUCCCAAGGAUAGAAGGUCUCGUACUGCUCAGCGAACCUGUAACUUGGGAAACACCCUUACAAUUAAUGGUGGACCUUUUGAUGACAAACGGAAUGCCUACGGGGAUGCUACCUUCCAUGCCUUAUCCUCACAUUCCUGUUUUAGCUUGCAAUAUGGAUUUAUUGUGGGUGUCCGAGGCGCCGAUUCCGAGAUAUGGUCACGGGGCUUUUCUACAUUGCCUCGAAAAUUUGUACAAGAAAGUUACGGAGAAGGACAUUGUUUACACUGCACUGGUUGGCAAACCUAGUGAAAUUACGUAUUAUCAUGCUAAUCACAAAAUUCUAGAUCACGCAAGGAGUAUUUUGAUCAAUCACAACGUCGACACUAUCUAUGCAAUCGGAGACAAUAUCAACACGGACAUAUAUGGUGCAAAUUUAUAUGACAAAUACUUGGCGCGUUAUACGAAAGGCAAGGGAACGAAAACCAAAACUCUGGAGAGUCUCUUAGGAAAAAAUAUCGAAGGUCCAAGCGCAAAAGCCUGCAUCAGUAUUUUAGUAGAAACUGGAGUCCAUCAACGAGAUUCAGACGUUAUCGCCGAACAUUGUCCUCGAGAUUUUCUGCCUGUAGAGGAAGGUUUGUGUAAACCAGCUUUUAUCGUAAAAGACGUAAGCUGUGCAAUUGAUCUAGCUUUCAAAGAAGAAAAAUAUGAUUGAGGCGUAGGUUCGGAAUUUAUAGUUAGCAACAAAUAACUAGUGAUCUUCCGUUAUCGGUUGUCAUUGCCCAGAGGUGUAAUAGAUCACUAUCAAAAUUUAGCGACUUUAGAAAAAAUAGACGAAUUUCCCUUUUUCUCCAGAUGCAGAAAAUACAGUAAAUUCGUCUCAGGUUUUUGCUUUGCGCAUCUGGAAUCGAAAAAUGACUUUAAAUUUUGUUUCUAGAGUUAGCUACUAACGAUAUUUGAUUAUGACAUUAAGUCGGCAGAUUUUAGCACGCGUCUGCAAUUUUUUUCGAAAAAUCUUUUAUUCUUGCGGAUCAAUUAAUUCGGACGAAUGAUUUUUUUAUUGGCUAUAGUCUUGUUUUAAAUUACUGCCGCCAUAAAACUGUGAAUAAAUACUUCCUGUUGGGGUUACCAGACCAUUUUUAUAUUCUCAUAAAAAGAAAUUUACUUUUUUAUUACACUUUUGAUUUAAGCGCAAUCUGAAUGAAACGCUUUCAAUUUGGGAAAAUGUACAAGUAUUUUGAAAAUAUCAAAAUAUAAUCGAGAGGUUAAGCACAAUUUUUAAUUUUCUUUUAAUUAAAAUUUGUUCUGGCAACCCUGCCAAAAAUAUCUAGUCUAAAUGUGUGUCUAAUAGAAUAUCAAAUACGCUCUGCGCCUCAAGACACAAAACGAAACAUUUUUUUUGCAGUCGUGCCUUUUGCAAUAGAGUAUAUAUUUUUUUGUAUUAUUCUACAUAAUAAUGAUUUUAUUCACUACGUUAAACUGUGGAAACCAAUCAACGUACAAAAUUGUUUCUAGGCUAAGAAUUGCGAGUUUUUAAUUGUUAGAGAGAUUUAAGGUAGUUUGAUAUGUUUAAAUACGUUUUCGUGUUUAGACUUGCAUAAUGACUUUUACAAAGUUUCGUGUAAUUUUUAUAGUAAAUUAUCAUUUAGUAAUUUGCACAAAAUUAAAAGAAUAAGAUGUCGAUUCUUUUGAAUAUAAUUCAUUCGUAUUGCGUAGAUUUAAUAAUGAUUUUCUGCUAGUGAAAAUUAUUUUCAAAUAUUCACAAAACAAUCAGAGAAAUAGCUUUUCCCAAUCUGACAAAAGAAUCGAACAUCUCGAUCUUAUUUUUAACUUACGUCUAUGUGAUACCGAAAAGGCAAGACAAUCAGUUGGACUUGUCUUUCCGAGCCACAUGCAAUAACAAAUUUCUUGUAUGUAAUAUGAGCGAAAUUUAAGUUCUAAUUAUUCACAUUAAUUCCUGGAACGAUUUAAACCAGAAAUUAGAAACUAAAAAAAAAUCAAUCAGUAGGAUUAGAAAAAGAAAAAAAAAGUGGGACGGAAAGC
Messenger RNA from Belonocnema kinseyi, 2657 nucleotides. RefSeq names its product haloacid dehalogenase-like hydrolase domain-containing 5. Gene Ontology annotation, biological process: glycerophospholipid biosynthetic process. Gene Ontology annotation, cellular component: mitochondrion. NCBI's taxonomy places the organism in Eukaryota, Metazoa, Arthropoda, Insecta, Hymenoptera, Cynipidae. The transcript is spliced from 3 exons. The record is from RefSeq and is a predicted model, not a curated record. Bases 142 to 1329 code for a protein of 395 amino acids.